Messenger RNA from Laetiporus sulphureus 93-53, 3275 nucleotides. RefSeq lists its product as uncharacterized. The record is from RefSeq and is a predicted model, not a curated record. Gene Ontology annotation, biological process: regulation of DNA-templated transcription; DNA-templated transcription. Gene Ontology annotation, molecular function: zinc ion binding; DNA binding; DNA-binding transcription factor activity, RNA polymerase II-specific. NCBI's taxonomy places the organism in Eukaryota, Fungi, Basidiomycota, Agaricomycetes, Polyporales, Laetiporaceae. The coding region runs from base 50 to 2860 and encodes 936 amino acids. The transcript is spliced from 15 exons.
CAUUUGCAUCCUGCCUGGACAAUUCGUCCGCGUCAACGCUCAACACACGAUGCAUAUGUCCUCGCCCGAAGACUCGGAUAAGUCGCACGAUGUUGCGAAUGCCUCCCAACAUGUGAAGAAGAGGCGUACGGUACACCGAGCCUGCGACGUCUGUAGGCACAGAAAGAUUCGAUGUGACGGAACACAAAUGCCGAACAACAGGUGCACUAAUUGCAUUACAUAUAGUUAUCAGUGCACGUAUGUUGAAGCUGCGCAGAAACGAAUUUCCAGCAAAAGAUACAUAGAGACUUUGGAGAAUCGUCUGGAGCACAUGGAGAAGCUUUUGGUCAAGCUACGUUCAGACGCGGACUUGCCCAAGGAACCCGACAACCAUUUGGAUAAUGCCUCAUUCUUUACUGAGCGUGACGCUAAAACUGGUAGGCCCACCGUUGCGCGACGAGAGCAAGUUGUCCCCCGCACUGCCGCUUCUCUCUCUCCCGAUGUAAGGCCUUCGGAUCCGGACGAGUUGGAGCCCAGCGACGAUGAGGUCAUGGCGCAGCACACUCUUAUGCAAAGUUUUAAUAAAAUGCGCAUAGAACCGAACGUGCCCACAUUCUUGGGGAAAUCAAGCGGCAUAAUGUUCGUACAGAACGCUAUGGACAUGAAACAACAAUUCUCCGGGAUUGGAUACGACGAAUCGCCAGAGGGCACUCAGAUGCGUCCGGAGAUUCUUAAUGGCAGUCAUCAGCCGAAAUUCAAUGGCCGACAUCCUUGGAUAUCAGCCCAGACGGAAGAGCGGCUGGAACCACACAAACCGGGAAGCUUUCCAAACGAAGACCUCCUGUGGAAGCUCGUCAAUCUCUAUUUUGAUUAUCAAAACGUUUACAUGCCAGUCCUCCAUCGGCCUACUUUUGAUGCCAACAUCAGAGAUAAUCUGCAUCUCCGUGACGAAGGAUUCGGCUCCACCGUUCUGCUUGUCUGCGCUAAUGGGGUCAGAUUUUCUGACGACCCGCGUGUAGUUCUGUUGGACGAAGAGAGUGGCGAGAAGAUUCCUUUUUCACGAGGAUGGCAGUGGUUCAGACAAGUGCAUAUGAUACGCAAGUCAUUCCUGUCUCCUCCACAGCUGCACGAUAUCCAAAUUUACUGCCUCAUGGCCCUCUUCUUGCAAGGAUCCUCUGCGUCGCAUACGGUUCGAAACAUUAUCGGUAUUAGCAUUCUCAUGGCCGAGGAUGUAGGUGCUCAUCGCAAAAAAGUCUACAACGCCAAGCCAACGGUAGAAGAGGAGUUGUGGAAACGUGCAUUCUGGGUUUUAGUGCUGAUGGACAGAUCGAUGAGCUCUGCUCUCGGACGACCAUGUAUGAUCCAAGAUGAUGAUUUUGAUCUUGAUCUGCCUAUUGAGUGCGACGAUGAAUACUGGACAAACCCCGACCCCGACCUUGCAUUCAAACAACCAGCGGGGAAGCCGUCAGUCAUGGCCUUCUUCAAUUGCCUUAUCAGGCUGCAGCGGAUCCUCUUUUUCGCUCUGCGUACCAUCUAUUCCAUAACCAAGUCCAAGACGGUAUUUGGCUUUGUUGGACAGCAAUGGGAACAACACAUCGUGGCGGAGAUAGAUUCAUCGCUAAACAAGUGGAUCGAUUCUGUUCCUGAUCAUCUACGAUGGGAUCCCCAAAGAGAGAAUAUCACUUUUCUCAAUCAGUCAGCUACCCUGUAUGCGUCCUAUUACAUGUUGCAGGUGCUCGUGCAUCGGCCGUUCAUCCCGUCCCCACGCAAACCGUCUGCGCUAUCAUUCCCGUCUCUGGCUAUAUGCACAAACGCCGCGCGCUCGUGCACGCAUGUCCUGGAUAUCCAGUAUAAGCGUACCGGUACCCCGCUCCAUAUCAACAUGGUGGCAUACUUUAUGUCUGGGAUCGUGCUGUUGCACAAUAUCUGGGGCGGGAAACAAUCGGGGUUGACGGUCGAUGCCAAUGAAGAGAUGGCAGAAGUCCACAAAUGCAUGAAGAUGCUGAAAUGCAUCGAGCCUCAGUGCCACAUAGCUGGUCGGCUAUGGGACAUUGUGUACGGACUUGCGUUUGUUGGCGACCUGUCCCUGCCGAGCACGCCUGUGAGCCAGAAGCGCGGACGGGACACGGACAGCCCCGCGCCCUCCACGUCGAAUGUUCCGAGCUUCGCGACGCCCUCUGACGUGUCCAACCCGGACGAUACGCCGCGCAACAUUGCGGGAUCGAGGCGCGUGUCGAGAGACACGUCCUCCAUGGCCCCAUCGGCCUUCGUACAACCAGCGAUGUCGCCGCAGGUUGCAGCUUACCAAAGCCAGGGCGCAUCUGCCGAUGGGAUCGGGCAGAUGGGCAUGCAGGAUUUUUCGCUACCCAUACAUAGCGAUGAGCUCGGACGACUGCCGCUGCAUCUUGGAUUAGCGAUGGACACCCAGGCCCAGCCACCAGUGGAUCAUUCGUGGUACGGCAAUGACGCCGCCGGUCCAUCCAGAAUCGAUUAUUCUAUGGCCUCUGCUCCACAGAUAGGGCUCUCAACAGUUCCUAUGAGUGUAAAUGAGAUGAAUGGCGAGCUCCACCCGGCAAUGGCACCGAUGUUCAUUAUGCCGGAGCUGAGUUCUUAUGACUUGACCUUCACGAUGAUGGCCGAACCGUGUGUGGCGGCGAGUGCUCAGCAGUACUUGUUUCAACCGGAAUUUGUGCAGCAUCCGGGGACGCCCGUACAUGGUGGAGCCCAGGAGCUCGGCCCAGAGCUGAGUUUUCCGGAGAACACGCUGGCGAUGUGGUCUGCUGCGCCGAAUGGGUUCGAGUGGGAGGAUUGGGACUCGUACAUCAGUGGUUUCCUUGGUGUGAACAAUCCCAUGGCGUCGUCACGGCCCGUUGGAGGGUGAUCCUGGUGGAGAGUGGACGUGUCGAGGAUUCCUUAUCGUGCCCUCGCUUGACGAAAUCGAAUACAUUCAUACAAUUUACGAAAAGUCGGCGGACAUUAUCUUAUCUACGGUUUAUACCAUGGCACCUGAGCGCGGCAUUAACAUAUUAGCAGCAUCUUUCAGCCUUUCCAGCAUGAAGAUAUCGUGUUCUUUGGUCAUAAUCGCCCUUCGUUGGACACCAGGCGCCCAAUGAUCAACUAGACUGUCGUUGAGCAUGCUUGAAUACCUCCCCUUGCCAUCUGCAUCUGCCCAAUCGAAGUCGACUAGCAUUGCACGCCCAGAAGGCAACAACAUUAUGUUCGGUAGGCGCAAGUCACCGAAGACGAUGUUCUCGGCGUGAAGUAGCGACAUGGCUUUCUUCACGUCAUCAUAUACG